Messenger RNA from Anopheles stephensi (Asian malaria mosquito), 4370 nucleotides. RefSeq names its product abhydrolase domain-containing protein 2 (gene Hydr2). The coding region runs from base 588 to 1802 and encodes 404 amino acids. Gene Ontology annotation, molecular function: acetylesterase activity; monoacylglycerol lipase activity. Gene Ontology annotation, biological process: medium-chain fatty acid biosynthetic process; steroid hormone receptor signaling pathway; acylglycerol catabolic process. The transcript has 6 exons. NCBI's taxonomy places the organism in Eukaryota, Metazoa, Arthropoda, Insecta, Diptera, Culicidae. Gene Ontology annotation, cellular component: sperm plasma membrane; sperm flagellum. The record is from RefSeq and is a predicted model, not a curated record.
GGGAAUUCCGUUGGGAAGUUUGGCCGAGAAGGUUCCGCUGCGAAAUGUUUACUGUUUAAUUUCCCCUGCACGCGCAUCGAGACGGUUUUUCACGAAGCGACUCUGGCAAAUCAGCCACACGUCGCCGUUUUGUUGAGGAAAAGCCAGCCUUUGUUUGCCAGGCUUUCCAUUUCCGCGUGUCAAACGACAGAACGCCCUGCGGAAUGUGUGCGAGUAGCGUUUAGGUGAUUUUUGUUUCUAAUUAUUUUCGUAAAGUGAAUGUGAAAAUCAUACCCCGGUUCGGUAAACGCGGUUAGGCCAAGCCUCUUCUGGUAGGAAUCGCGUCUGGGUGCGGGUGCGAACGAAACAGCAAAUUACGGUCCACAAACGGAUCUAGUGUGCGCGGAUCUGUAAUAACAGGCGAAGUGUGAAUUGUGUGAUGUGGGUAACUAGAUGUUAAAAGUGAGUGAAAUUGUUUGAAAUUGUUUUUUUUUUUGCCCCGCCGUUGCGAGAGUGCGAGACAGCAACAGUGUUGUGUACCAAAAACCCGCAGCGUAAAUCAUUGCGUGAAUUCAAAAUCGUCUCGCCAAAACGCGUCCGGCAGCAACAUGUCUCCCGCAUUCCUGGCGGUUAUUGCCGUCAUACUCUGCAUCCUGUUCCGGAUACUGAACGUCAGCAGCACGCCACAGAUCCCCAGCAUCGUCUGCAAGGAUGGCCAGUUUAUGGAGUGCUUCAAUAAGAUUGCCCCGAUGCUACGGGAACCGUACAUUCCGACCCGGCUGUGGGGCUUUAGCGGACACAUCCAGACAAUAAUUCACAGUAUCGUGGGGCGCGUCAAAUGUCCGUGGCCUCUGGGCGAACGGGUCUACCUUGCGCUGACGGACGGUUCCACGCUGACGUACGAUCUGUACCAGCCGCUAAUUACGACCGUCGAAGACGAUAUUACCGUCGCCAUCUGUCCAGGAAUUGGUAACUCGUCCGAAUCGGUGUACAUCCGCACGUUUGUGCACUACGCCCAGUGCCACGGGUACCGGUGUGCGGUGCUGAAUCAUAUCGGUGUCCUCGACAGCGUGCAGGUGACAUCGAGCCGAAUCUUCACGUACGGUCACACAGACGACUACUCCGCAAUGAUAAAUAGCCUGCUGAAGAAGUACCCUACGACGAACAUCGUGUCGGUUGGAUUUUCGCUCGGCGGUAACCUCAUCUCCAAGUAUCUCGGCGAAGCGAAGCGACCGGCCAACAUCAUCGGUGGCGUUUCGAUCUGCCAGGGCUAUAAUGCGGUGGUGGCCACCCAGUGGUUGCUGAAGUGGCAAAACUUCCACCGCUUCUACCUGUACGUGCUGACCGAGAACGUGAAGAGCAUCAUCAUGAAGCAUCGGCACGUUCUGCUGUCGGACGAUAUCAAGCAGCGGUAUCAGCUGAACGAGCGCGACAUUGCCGCUGCCGCCACGCUGCCCGAGCUGGACGAAGCGUACACGCGCCGGGUGCACCAGUUCCCAACGGUAAAGGACAUGUACAGCUGGAGCUCGUCGCUCAACUAUCUUGCCAACAUCAAACGGCCGAUGGUGUUUGUUAACGCACGGGAUGACCCGCUGGUGCCAGACAAUUUACUCGAACCGGUGAAACAAUUUGCCUCAACCCACAACCAAUCGCUUUAUAUCGAGCUUGCAAACGGUGGCCAUCUCGGGUUCUACGAGGGUGGUCUCGUGUAUCCGAACCCCGUCACCUGGCUCGACCGAGCGCUAGUGUCGCUGAUCGGUGGCAUCGUGAUGUCGCACAACGAUUUGCUGGUGGCAAAGCGGACCGGAUCGGUGGUCAUUUAAGAUUCACUGCCACCACACUCUUCGAUCGGUGCACCGCUGCCCGCGUCCGAGCUGAGCCAGCUGCUGAGCUAUGGCCGAGCGCGAUGGGGCCUGCUAUUUGCCGCCCUUCCCUCGACGCCCUCGGUGCGCGGAGUAGCGAUGGCCGUGCUGAAGCUGUUCCUGUCGCUAUUCUACUCGAAGCCAAAGGUUGUAUUUCCAACCGAAACACCAACCGACCAGCCCGGGUUAAAUGAUUUGAACCCGAAUCAUUAACAGGGCCGGCAGCUCGCCGCUUAUUAUCAAUCGAUGGUAAAAAAGACGACGUCUGAGAAGCGCUUCUAGAGUAUGGGUAUAGAAACAGCAGCACGUGCACCAUGCAGAGAUGCACACUAUUCGAAGGGAUUGUGGUCGUACUGGUGAGAACCACGGACGGUAUGAAUGAUGUACGGCGACGGUAAUGUAUUCGCUUCUAAAAUACGGGAAGGAGCACAAAUUAUACUAUACACCCCACCACCAUCAUAUACCAGCCAGCUGGCAGGAAAAGAAACAAAAAAUACGCGUGCGCAGUGUGUAGAGGAGUGGACGGUUCACACUCUGCGUGCAGGACGAAGCAUCAGGUGAACGUUACUAUUUAAGCGAUGUGGAGCGUUAAGAAGAGGCAAGCAAAGCUUGCUCCGUACACUGAACACAGGAGGACCGUGGCGAAGCAAGGCAUGCAUACGAUGCAGUCCCGUUUUCGAAUAUAUACACUAUACACACAGACCCAUAUUUCCUUUAAUUACGCUAGGAAUAAUCAGUAAAAUAAGUCAACAGCUUCCUCAUCUUGUAGCUACACAUGGCGUCGUCUGGCGCAUCCUUUUUUGCUAAAUCACGCUAAUUUCGUUGCCGCCGCCCUUGCGCUUUCGUUUCUCUGACUCCAUUUGCCUGCCGCCCCUAGUGUGCUAGUAGGACGACGCGGUCCGUGGUCGAAGUAAGCGGCACGCAAAUCAACCGCUACAUAGCUAGUCUGGAUCAUGCAUCCAAACGGUAUCAAUAUUAGCGAGUAACAUCAUAACCAUUUUAUUGACGGCUGGACAUACCGAGCGAAGGAAGCCACUGCGCGUUUGCACGAUGUGUGUGAGUGUGUCGUAUUCGUAUAUAAUUGAUGUACUGUGUACUCGUAAUUCUUCCUCCCUUAAAAAAAACGUAGGAGGAUAUUGUAUUUUAUGAAUGUGCUAGAAGAGACGCAUAAUGGUGUGAUGAAAAUCAUCAAAAAAAAGGUUUAACGAGUUUGGACAAAACUAUUCGGAAUACCGAACUUACGUGUGUUUUCGUGUGUGUGUUUCGCACGGGGAGAGAAAGAGAGAGAGCGAGAAUGGUUGCGCCAUUUUUAUCUAGGAGGAUAGCUCGUAAAAUAUUGUAUAUUGUGAUAAAUGUUAUUGAAAAUUUGCUGUUGCAAGAUAUUACGACACAUUGUGUGUGUGGGAACUUAAACGUCCCGAAAGGGGGAGCGAGCGGACGAUUAUAUCAACAUUCGGUAAAGGAAGCAAAACAGGUUAACUUUUGUAUUAUGUGCGACCACGUGGGUCGUAAUGUUGAGCGCGAAAGCUACUGUUUGUUUGCGCCGGCAGUUUGUUGCCCGUAGGAUACGCUUUUUUAUCGUCACGCGUGAUUCCACCACAGCCCGACUUUCAUGUGUGUGUGUGUGUGCGGUUAGUGGCGUAGUAAAUCGUAGCGGCAGUAGAAGAUGAGCGUUAGGAGUCGGUAAAGAUGGUUUCAUCAUCGCGCGCGUUAUUAGAAUUACACAGCGUGCGAGAGGUUUCCAUGUUGUUGAUCCGAGUGUACCGCACCGUGAUGAUGAUGAUGAUUCAUGUAAAAGUCGACGGAGCUUGUAACAAGUGACUGAAUACUUAAAACCUCUGCAAAAAGCCUGUAUCCUGUACUUCGAGUACAAGGAUUUCCUCUCUAGACUAGGACUAGGAGAUUCUAGUGCGCACCGUACCCUCUGCUCAAAUAUUCGAUGGAACGAAAUUGUCGGUAAAUUAUUAGUUAAUUUCGUUAUAAGCGGUUAUCAAAAUUGCAUCUGUUUCGACCGAAUUUACAAACAUUCCACCAACUGUUCAACACGCAUCAUCCCGCCCUAUUCACCGCUCGAGGACUAGAAUUUUACACACAGGACUUAUCCCACUUGUGCCCCCCUCCCGUAUUUCGUCUCGUGAAAUGCACCCUUUGAAGAUCCCGUUUAACGCAGUGUAUUCGCUCAUGUGAGGGUGAGUUUUUCGAAGCUAUUCCUUACCUUACAACCGUACGAAAGUCCUAAGCACGACUCAAAUCAGCAUUGAAGAAGUGGAAAUUGUAGCUUAGUUUUUGUUUGUAAGGGGAAGUAAAAACACGUUAAACUGUUUAUUACUUGACGCAGCAAAUGUUUGCGAAUACAGGACGAAACUGUGAAACAGAGCAGCUUUAUUAUCUCGUGGCUAACGUGCGCUGUUGGAAAUUUAGAAAGAUAGCCCCAGGUUAGGUUCCGCGAUUCUGUGUGAGCGAAAUUGAGAAAUGAAAGCAAACAAACGAUGGAACUGCUCUUACUGAAUAAAACUAAUGAUUGUGUAA